AUGUCACUGACAGGAAGAGGGCCAGAUGGACCUGGACUUGGUAGAGGAAGAGGAUCUGAGGGCUCUGGUUUAGGGCCACAACAGGGUCAAGGGAAAGAUGGACCAGGACGAGGGCCACAAUCAGGACAGGGCUUAGAAGGGCCUAGCUUUCAUCGAACUCCGGGAAGAGGACCAGAUGGGACUAUGCUUGGUCCACAGUUAGGGAGAGACCCUAAUAGACCUGGACAACUUGGACAAGGGCUGCCAUCAAGACAAGGGCCUGGGCUAGGACAGCCACCAGGAUUAGGCCCAGAUAGUUCAGAACAGGGCCCAAUGCAAGGGCGAGGGCCAGGUAGACCAGGUUUUGGACAUCCAUCUUGGCAGAGCCGGGAUGGUGCAGAAUUUGGGCAUGGCCCUGGGUCUGUUAGCCAAGGAAUGAUGUCCAUGUCAGGCCCUGGCCUGCAGAAUCGGGAUAUGGGUAUGCAGCAUGAUGUUGCGAGAUUCAACAGCGGAGGAUAUAGCGGGCCAUCACCCAUGUCAGGAGGUGGCCCAAAUCUAGGUGGUGGGCCUGUGAAGGGACCAGAAAGAAGAGACUGGGGACAAAACAAACCCAUGGGAGCUGGAUGGUCCCAAGAUGGAGGUCAGGGACACCAGAUGGAAGGUUCUCGAAACUGGGAUAAACAGGAUAAAGAGGGAGUUUGGGAUAGAGGAGGGGAAGGAUACUGGCUUGAUAAACAAGUCAUGGGGGCCAUGCAGCAACAUCCCCCUGUACCUCCCGGCCCUCCUCAGAGUCAGUUAAAUUCUCCAUGGAUGGCGCCACCUCCAAGACCACCAGUGCAGCUGACAGGACAGCCAGGUUCAGGUUCUGUUUUGCAUCCAUUCUAUCCAGGCUCAAUGUAA
This is a messenger RNA of Pomacea canaliculata, 879 nucleotides long. RefSeq names its product spidroin-2-like. The record is from RefSeq and is a predicted model, not a curated record. Lineage: Eukaryota; Metazoa; Mollusca; Gastropoda; Architaenioglossa; Ampullariidae. The transcript has a single exon. Bases 1 to 879 code for a protein of 292 amino acids.